GUCGUGUUUGUGUUGAAGCCAACAGGCACAAUAUAUUACAGUCUAGGGCUUGCUGCUGAAAAGCCCGCUGGAUCCUCCACUGACCUGCUGUUCUCUCCUGCUCUCCUCUCGCGUUUUUUCGUCUUCAUUUAGAUUAAAAACAAAGCUCUCACUCACUCUCUCUCUCCUCCCUUCUCCCCUCCCUCCUUCCUCCUUCUUCUUCUUUCCCUCCUCUUUGCUCUCCUUCCUUUCUGCGGCAGAGAGCGGGUGAAGAGGAGGAGGAGGAGGAAGAAGAAGCACAGAAGACGACUAUUUGGACUGGGGGCCGAGUGUGUGUUUGGACGUCUCCCCGUUGGACGGCCGGGUGAAGGGGCGCUGGGAGAGGAAGAGGAGGAAGAGGGAAGCCUUCUCGGUGUCAUGUCACUACGUUUGGACCUUGACUGAUCACAAGGGGAGAAAAACGGAUCACAAGGUUGGGGGGAAAGGGGGGGGGAGGCACAGAGAGGUGGAGAAACUGAGACUUUUGGUUUCACUGGGACUACGACGACGAAGAGGAGGAGGAGGAGGUUAAAGUCUGGCGCUCGCUUUUUAUCAUGACAUUGUUGGAUAAACAAACCGCCGGAUUAAGUUGUGUGUGAGCGGGAAUAUUUGCCUUCGAAAGAGAACAGAUCAAGGGAGAAGAGACGGAAAGGCUACUGUGUUGCAGAGAGAGUGUGUGUGUGUGUGUGUGUGUGUGUGUGUGUGUGACCGGUGGAGGGCAGAGGAGCGGAGGGCCAGGCGACUAACCUGGCCAUCAAACGGACCGGCAGCGUCUCCUCUCCUGGGAUCAUGUACCCUCAGGGCAGGCAUCCGGUUCCUUUACAACCGGGGCAGUCCUUCAAGUUCACAGUCCUUGAAACUCUGGACCGCAUCAAGGAAGAAUUCCAGUUUCUCCAGGCUCAGUAUCACAGCCUGAAGCUGGAGUGCGAGAAGCUGGCCAGCGAGAAGACGGAGAUGCAGAGGCACUACAUCAUGUACUACGAGAUGUCGUACGGCCUCAACAUCGAAAUGCACAAACAGGCGGAGAUUGUCAAGCGUCUCAGUGCCAUCUGCGCUCAGAUCAUCCCUUUCCUCUCUCAAGAGCACCAGCAGCAGGUGGUCCAGGCCGUGGAGAGGGCCAAGCAGGUCACCAUGGCGGAGCUCAACGCCAUUAUCGGGCAGCAGCAGCUCCAGCACCUGUCUCACCACGCCCCCGGCAUCCCCCUGACGCCUCACCCGUCGGGCCUGUCCCUGGGGGCGGGGGGCUCGGGGCUCCUGGCGCUGACCGGGGCCCUGGGGGUCUCGGCCCACCUGGCCUCCAAAGACGAGCGCAACCACCUCGACCCCGAACACCUCAGAGAGGGAGCACCCAGCCGGAGUAAGUCCGUGUCGUCGACGGACAGUCAGCCCGCUGAGGAGCGCCAGGGCCCGUCGGGAGGCUACUCCUCCUCGCAGGGAGGAGCGGAGGCCAAGAGGAGGCGCUGUGACGACAAAGAGCCCCUGCCGCCACACUCCUACGACAGUGAUGGGGACAAAAGUGAAGACAACCUUGUAGUCGACGUCUCCAAUGAAGAGCCUAACUCUCCCGCGGGCAGCCCCCCUCACUCCCCCCACGGGAACGGGCUGGACCGGGCUCCCGCCCUGAGGAAAGAGCUCCCUGGCUCCUCCAGCACCGGAGAAGCCCCCUCCACCCCGAAUCCCCGCAGCCCCACCCCGGGGAAGGGCAAGGACCCUGCCCAGAUGGAUAAGUCCCAGUCUCCGUUGUCCAAGUCUGGAACCCCAUCCCCGUCCCACCGGGAGGCCCUUACUCCCGGAGCCCCAGGAGCCCCUGGUCCCAGCACCUCCUGCCUCCGUCUGGUCAGCAAAGCGGCGUCCAGCGCAGACCCCCUCGCUCUCCGCAGCCCCAUGUCUGUGCCCCCCGGUUCGUAUCCGGCUCAUUUUGGCGUGGUGUCCCACGCAGGACUGAACGGGGAGCUGGUGAGCCCGGGGGGUUUCGCCGGGGCCCUGACCCUCUCUCCGCAAAUCAGCGCAGCAGCCAACGCCUACUCCCGAAGCCCCAUGGUGGCCUAUGACUCUCGGUCUCACCUGAGGGCGCCGGGGCUGUCCUCUUCUCUGCCGGGCUCCUCUGCCGGCAAGCCCGCCUACUCGUUCCACGUGAGCGCCGACGGGCAGAUGCAGCCGGUGCCCUUCCCCCCCGACGCCCUGCUGGGCCCGGGCAUCCCUCGCCACGCCCGCCAGAUCCACACCCUGAGCCACGGGGAGGUGGUCUGCGCCGUCACCAUCAGCACUUCCACGCGCCACGUCUACACCGGGGGCAAAGGCUGCGUCAAGGUGUGGGACAUCAGCCAGCCGGGAAGCAAGAGCCCCAUGGCCCAGCUGGACUGUUUGAACCGGGACAACUACAUUCGAUCCUGUAAAAUCCUCCCCGACGGACGGACCUUGAUCGUCGGAGGGGAGGCCAGCACGCUGUCCAUCUGGGAUUUGGCCACGCCCACUCCUCGCAUCAAGGCGGAGCUGACGUCGUCCGCUCCCGCCUGCUACGCUCUGGCCAUCUCCCCUGACAACAAGGUGUGCUUCUCCUGCUGCAGCGACGGCAACAUCGUCGUCUGGGACCUUCACAACCAGACGCUGGUCAGGCAGUUCCAGGGCCACACGGACGGAGCGAGCUGCAUCGACAUCUCCAACGACGGCACCAAGCUGUGGACGGGGGGGCUGGACAACACGGUGCGCUGCUGGGACCUCCGGGAGGGACGGCAGCUGCAGCAGCACGACUUCACCUCGCAGAUCUUCUCUCUGGGCUACUGUCCGACAGGCGAGUGGCUGGCUGUGGGAAUGGAGAGCAGCAACGUGGAAGUCCUGCACGUCUCCAAGCCCGACAAGUACCAGCUGCACCUCCACGAGAGCUGCGUUCUCUCCCUCAAGUUCGCCUACUGCGGCAAGUGGUUUGUGAGCACGGGAAAAGACAAUCUGUUGAAUGCGUGGCGGACUCCGUAUGGAGCGAGUAUUUUCCAGUCCAAGGAGUCCUCGUCCGUGCUGAGCUGCGACGUCUCCCCGGACGACAAGUACAUCGUGACGGGCUCUGGGGACAAGAAGGCCACGGUGUACGAGGUGGUGUACUGAGGGACGAGAUGGGAAGCGACAGGGCGGAGAUUUGGGGGGGUGGGUGAGAGGAGGAGGAGGGGCAGGGCAGGGGAGGGGGGGGGCGGUUGAGUUGCCGAGCCGACCGCCGCUGAUCCUCAUAACAUCCGCAACUCCGUCUGAGUCAUCCUGACCCUCAGCCCUAAUGCAUCACCACCUCUCCCCCUCUCUCUUGAUAUGUACGCUAUUGUGGGAGCUCCCAAAUGCCUCCUCCUUCCUCCUCCCCUCCACUUUGAGCCCAAGGAUGGGGCAUGAUAGCAGAGAGAGAGAGAGAGAGCGAGAGAGGAAGAAAGGGAAAUAGCAAGAUAAGAAGGACAAAGGAAAAGGGCGUUCGGAGGGAAAGACGAGAAGGAGAGAAAGUGAGGGUGCGGAAGGAAGGGAAAUGAAAGGGAGGGAGGGAGGGAGGGUAAUUAGGGCUGUUUCCUGAUUAAGAGCUCAGUGGAAGGGAGGCCCCCAGAGGAGGUGCGGAGCGGCACUGUGGGAGCGCCAGCCCGGAGCAUUGAUACCACACAAUCGAUUCAUUAGCCAGACAGUGGAGGCCUUAAUGAGGCUGACGCUGCAGCGCGCUCCCUCCCCAGCGAGAGGUGUCAGGAGCCGAGGAACGACGACGCGCCGGGGGUGGAGAGGGGGGAUGGGGGGGGGGGGG
Pungitius pungitius (ninespine stickleback) is the source of this 3781-nucleotide messenger RNA. RefSeq names its product TLE family member 2, transcriptional corepressor b (gene tle2b). Gene Ontology annotation, biological process: regulation of DNA-templated transcription; negative regulation of canonical Wnt signaling pathway. The record is from RefSeq and is a predicted model, not a curated record. The transcript has 20 exons. NCBI's taxonomy places the organism in Eukaryota, Metazoa, Chordata, Actinopteri, Perciformes, Gasterosteidae. Gene Ontology annotation, molecular function: protein binding; transcription corepressor activity. Gene Ontology annotation, cellular component: transcription regulator complex; nucleus. The coding region runs from base 808 to 3117 and encodes 769 amino acids.